UUGGGGCAAAUAGUUUUUUGAGUGUAUACAUAUUACACAAUAAUAAUUUUUAUAUUUUAGGAAACUCUUAUCCGUCUCAAUUUGACGCAAUUUCGCCCCAUAAUAAGUGUAUAUUUACAAAAAUAUUUGUCCAGUCUUAAUAACUUUUGGAAAAAUUUCAGAUUACCUCUUUGAGAGGAUAUUGAAGGAGCUGGACAUGAGUCGACACAGGGAAGACCAAAUUUUAAAAGAAUUGGAGGAAAGUAGGCGCAGGGAGGAAGGUACCCAAAGGCUGCUGAAAACGCUUACGGAGGAGGUUUUUAUGCUCCGUGGCGAAGUUAGACAACUUAAGUCCUUACCGGUUCCGGAGCCUGUGGCCUAUAAUCUUCAAAUGCUGCCCUUCGAAACCCUGCCCGAUUUCCAAGAUUUCGACCAAAAACUUUUGAAUGAGGAUGAAACGCGGAGAGAACUGAAAUCAAAGCUAAAAAUGGUUGGAGGAAAUGAUGUUCCCACAUUUACAAGGCUGGCUAUCAAAGCAGUUAUAUCGGAAAAGCUGGCUGUGGACAUAACGUGGCGGGGAACUGUGGAGAAACCCAGCAUCCAAAUGUUCUCAACAUAUGCGAUUAUUAAAGAAAUGGCUAUUAGUAAAUUUCCAACGUCAACGGAGUUGGACAUAAAUAAAGUUAUUCAGCAGCAUUUCCUACAUGCCAGAGACCGUAUUUAUAAGCGUCAAAAGCCCUUAUAA
Drosophila suzukii is the source of this 724-nucleotide messenger RNA. The record is from RefSeq and is a predicted model, not a curated record. NCBI's taxonomy places the organism in Eukaryota, Metazoa, Arthropoda, Insecta, Diptera, Drosophilidae.